This is a messenger RNA of Euleptes europaea (tarantolino), 2877 nucleotides long. RefSeq names its product EMAP like 1 (gene EML1). Gene Ontology annotation, molecular function: microtubule binding. The record is from RefSeq and is a predicted model, not a curated record. The transcript is spliced from 24 exons. Bases 185 to 2674 code for a protein of 829 amino acids. Gene Ontology annotation, cellular component: mitotic spindle. Lineage: Eukaryota; Metazoa; Chordata; Lepidosauria; Squamata; Sphaerodactylidae. Gene Ontology annotation, biological process: microtubule cytoskeleton organization.
GAUUUGUUCCUGUAACUCCCUGGGUGGGUAGAUGUACAGUUGCGAAGAAGAGGAGGAGGAAGAGGAAGGAGAGCCAUUCAUGCUUUCCUUACAUUUCUUCUGCUUUCCCUGCCAGAGAAACUUGAGUUCUGUAUUUUUCCCCCUGUGGUUUUCCUAAGCAGCGUUAAAGGAAACUUCUUUUUGCAUGAUGUCAGACUGCGAAGGAAUGGCUGUGGAUGACAGCGCUUCUGCAGCAAGCAGCAUGGAAGUGACAGACCGCAUUGCUUCACUAGAGCAGCGUGUCCAGUUGCAGGAAGAUGACAUUCAGCUGCUCAAGUCAGCUCUGGCGGAUGUCGUGAGGCGCUUGAACAUUACUGAGGAGCAGCAGGCCAUGCAGAACAAGAAAGGACCUACCAAAGCAAGACCCCUAGUACAAACACUGCCUCUGAAGACUACUGUUAAUAAUGGAACUGUUCUACCAAAGAAACCCAGUGGCUCUCUGCCUUCCCCAUCAGGAACCAGGAAAGAGAUUGUAUCGCCAGCAGCGAAAAGCAGGUCUGUGAGUCUUCUCAAUGCAUGUAAACUGAAAAAAACUGCUCUAAGCACUGUCAAAAGAACAAACUCGACUGAACGUGUGUCUCCUGGGGGUCGAAGGGAAAGCUACGGAGAUUCCAAAGGCAGCCGCAACAGAGCUGGAUCCACAAGCAGUUCAUCAAGUGGCAAAAAGAACAGUGAAAGCAAGCCCAAGGAACCAAUGUUCAGCGCAGGGAAGCGUCGUGUGACCCAUUGCCAAGAGGAAGGAUAUGUUAAAAUGUUUCUGCGCGGACGUCCUGUUACCAUGUACAUGCCCAAAGAUCAAGUGGAAUCUUAUAGUUUGGAAGCGAAAGCGGAACUACCAGCCAAGAGGCUUAAACUGGAAUGGGUCUAUGGCUACAGGGGUCGGGACUGUCGCAGCAACCUGUACCUUCUUCCGACGGGUGAAACGGUCUAUUUCAUUGCAUCGGUUGUCGUAUUGUACAACGUUGAGGAGCAACUGCAAAGACAUUACACCGGCCACAAUGAUGAUGUGAAGUGCCUAGCUGUCCACCCCGACAGGAUCACCAUAGCAACUGGCCAGGUCGCAGGAACAUCUAAGGAUGGAAAACAAUUACUGCCCCACGUCCGUGUUUGGGACUCCGUCACCUUAAACACUCUGCACGUCAUUGGAAUGGGGUUCUUUGACAGGGCUGUCACCUGCAUUGCGUUUUCAAAGUCUAAUGGAGGAAGUAACCUUUGUUCAGUGGAUGAUUCCAAUGAUCAUGUGCUUUCAGUGUGGGACUGGCAGAGAGAAGAAAAACUUGCAGAUGUCAAGUGCUCUAACGAAGCAGUGUUUGCCGCUGAUUUUCACCCUACGGACACGAAUAUAAUUGUUACUUGUGGAAAAUCGCAUCUUCAUUUUUGGACACUGGAAGGGAACUGCCUUAUUAAAAAGCAAGGAUUAUUUGAGAAACAAGAGAAGCCAAAGUUUGUCCUUUGUGUAACCUUCUCUGAAAGUGGUGAUACAAUCACAGGAGACUCAAGUGGAAACAUCUUAGUUUGGGGAAAAGGAACCAACAGAAUAAGCUCUGCAGUUCAAGGGGCCCAUGAAGGUGGCAUUUUUGCACUUUGUAUGCUGCGGGAUGGUACACUUGUGUCUGGAGGCGGAAAAGACAGAAAGCUCAUAUCCUGGAAUGGGAAUUACCAAAAACUUCACAAAACUGAGAUUCCAGAACAGUUUGGACCCAUAAGAACAAUAGCCGAGGGGAAAGGUGAGGUCGUGUUGAUAGGCACUACUCGAAAUUUCGUUCUACAAGGCUCUCUAUCAGGAGAUUUUUCUCCAAUUACACAGGGACAUACUGAUGAGCUCUGGGGACUAGCCGCACAUCCUUCCAAAUCUCAGUUCUUCACGUGUGGGCAAGACAAACACAUCACGCUCUGGGACGCUAUCAGUCACAGCCCAAUCUGGACCAAAAUUAUAGAGGAUCCAGCACAAUCUGCUGGUUUUCAUCCUUCAGGGUCUGUCGUCGCAGUCGGGACACUAACUGGAAGGUGGUUUGUAUUUGACACCGAAACAAAAGAUUUGGUCACUGUGCACACAGAUGGAAAUGAACAGCUGUCCACAAUGCGUUACUCACCAGAUGGCAACUUCUUGGCAAUAGGCUCUCACGAUAAUUGUAUUUACAUAUACAGUGUUAACGACAAUGGGAGAAAAUACAGUAGAACAGGCAAAUGCUCAGGUCAUUCCAGCUUCAUUACUCACUUGGACUGGUCCGUUAAUUCUCAGUACCUCGUGUCUAAUUCAGGGGACUAUGAAAUCCUAUACUGGGUUCCUUCAGCUUGUAAGCAAGUAGUAAGCGUGGAAACCACUAGAGAUAUAGAAUGGAUGACUUAUACGUGUACUUUAGGGUUCCAUGUUUUUGGUGUCUGGCCAGAAGGCUCAGAUGGUACAGAUAUCAAUGCUGUCUGCCGUUCACAGGGGAGGAAAUUGUUGUCAACCGGUGAUGACUUCGGCAAAGUACAUCUCUUCUCGUAUCCAUGUUCACAGUUCAGGGCUCCCAGCCACGUAUAUGGCGGGCACAGUAGUCAUGUAACCAAUGUCGAUUUUCUAUAUGAAGACACUCAUCUCAUCUCAACAGGUGGAAAAGAUACCAGUAUUAUGCAGUGGCGAGUCAUUUAGAGGAAAUCUUGUAUGAACAGAUGUGUAACCAAGAGCCAGCCCUGCCCAGAAGUUCUGUACAAAACUGUAUAUUUAAAUUUAACAGUAUGGUUGCCGUCUAGCCUAGUCACUGUGAUUUUUAAGUUAAAAAAAAUCCUUACAAACCUCAGGAAAGCAAAGUCCUCAGCCAGCUGCCGUACUUAUUUCAGUAACUUGUUAAGCAU